CCAUUUUGUAUUGUCUACAACGUUUGAUAAAUAUUUUGCUUAAUUAUUAUUUUUUUUUUGUUUCUGUUGAUAGAACCGAAUUUUUUACUGAAAAUAAAACAAUGGCAAAUUCGCCUGAUACAUGUGUUGAUAUUGAAUUAUUUCAAGAUGAUUUUCAUCUUAUCGAUCGUGAAUUUAUACGAAAAAUUGUAUCGAUUUUUUGUGAUCGCUAUUAUGGUUAUCUUUGUAUGACCAAUGGUGCAACAUAUGCUUUUGGCAAAUACAUAUGUUCAUGGUUAUCAUUAAAACAUGAUCCGACCCGACCAAAACGGAUCAACAAUUUGAAUAAAAAGAAAAUUAUUCAAGUGGUUUCGGGCAAUUUGUUUGUUGCUAUUUUAACUUGUGAUGGGAAAGUUUAUCUGGCCAGUGGAAAUUCAGAUUGGAAAACGAACAAUACUCUCCGAUUAAUCUCCACUGGUGAUGAUUGUUAUAAAAUGAUAACAUGUGGGCACAAACAUUUGUUGAUGUUACGCCAAGAUGGUCAUCUUUUUGCCAUAGGUGAUAAUAAAUAUGGUCAAAUAACCGGAAGUUCUGAGUCAUCGUAUGAAACUCUUGUGAACAUUGGUUUAACGAAUGUCGAAAAAAUAGCUUGUGGACUAUGGCAUUGUCUUGCUUUAACGAAUUCAAAUGAAUUUUAUUCCUGGGGCAUUAACCGUAAUGGACAAUUAGGUCUAGGUGACGAAAAUGAAAGAAGAACACCAUCACUCGUUUCAUUUAAGAGUGAUUUGAUUAAUAAUCCGGUCAAAAGUAUCGUGGCCGGUGCAUUUCAUUCUUUAUUUUUACUAAAGGAUGGUCAGAUUUUCGGAUUUGGGUGUUUUCAAAAUCAAAAUGAUACUCUACCGAUAAAAAUACCUCUUGAAAAUGUUCAAAACGUGGCUUGUACAAAAAAUCUCAAUUUUUCAUUGGCUUUGAUUGAUUCAUCACAGUAUUAUGUUUGGGGUAAAGAUGAGAAUAGCUUUUGGUCACAACCUCAAAAAUUAAAUGGUCAAUUGAAAUCAUUUGCUGAUGCAUCCGCCAUGAUAUCGAAAUACUCAAUGACAUAUGGUUUAACAUCAACAAUUGAUGUAUUCGAAUCAAAAGGUUCAAUGUUGAACAGAUCAAUCACCCAACUCUUUAAUAAUCCGGAAAAUUAUGAUUUUGAAUUUAUCAUCGGCAACAAACGUAUAAUGGCAUGUAAAUCAUUUCUAAAAUCUGCAUCUCGAUAUUUUUUUCGUACAUUUUUUCGUAAUUGGAGACAAAAAGAUAGUGUAACCAUCGAAUAUUAUUCCUAUGAAAUUUUUUAUUCCUAUAUUCGAAUGUUACAUGAUGGCUAUAUUCGAAUCGAUAUGAACAAUAUUACCGAAUUAAUUGAUUUAGCACAUUUCUAUGAUGAUGAACAAUUAAUGGAAUAUUGUCAAACAUUUAUUCGUAAAAAUCUUACUCAACAAUCGAUUCAUUCACUUAUUCCAUUGAUAAUCAAUUAUAAAUUGGAUGAAUUAGAUGAUGAUCUUUAUCAGUAUGUCGAACAAAAAACUUUGCCAAAAUUUUGUGAUAAUUUACAGAUGGCCGAUGAAAAUACUUUAAAUCAAUUUUUGAAUUGGUUCUAUCAAGAGCAAACACUUUUUUGGAUAACAAAAUCCUGA
This is a messenger RNA of Dermatophagoides pteronyssinus (European house dust mite), 1661 nucleotides long. Its product is annotated as RCC1 and BTB domain-containing protein 1-like. The record is from RefSeq and is a predicted model, not a curated record. NCBI's taxonomy places the organism in Eukaryota, Metazoa, Arthropoda, Arachnida, Sarcoptiformes, Pyroglyphidae. Gene Ontology annotation, molecular function: protein binding.